AAGAAAAUAUUUAUCUUGAUAAAAAUUUUAUUGUUAAAAUAAUAUUUCUGAAAUUAUUGAUGAUGAUAUUUCAGAUGAUAUUAGCUCUAAUCAAGAAAAAGAUGAAAGAAAUUGCUUCUAAUAAUGAAGAUGAUAUUAGUGAAAAUGAAACUAAUAUUAGUCAAGAAAAUGAAGAAAAUGAAGAAAAUGAUAUAGAAACAGAUGAUAAAACAAAUUUUAGAUCUAUUGUUCAUUAA
Molecule: messenger RNA, 236 nt
Organism: Racocetra fulgida
Lineage: Eukaryota; Fungi; Glomeromycota; Glomeromycetes; Diversisporales; Gigasporaceae
Source: the annotation of a GenBank genome assembly